Molecule: messenger RNA, 3380 nt
Organism: Frieseomelitta varia
Lineage: Eukaryota; Metazoa; Arthropoda; Insecta; Hymenoptera; Apidae
Product: beta-1,4-glucuronyltransferase 1
Exons: 4
Coding region: 164-1648 (494 amino acids)
Molecular function (GO): glucuronosyltransferase activity
Source: RefSeq, a predicted model, not a curated record
GUGGUUGACAUCACUAUCGUGAACUGUCUACGUGGACAAGGGAAAGUCGCGGUGGCGCGUGGGCGUGGUCGUGGUGAACCGUGACGUGAACAGUGCAUCACGUGCGUGCGUGCGUGCGUGCGUGCGUGCGUGUCGCGGCGUUUUGUGCGCGGCCUGAUGCUGAAUGCACGGGGCGCGAGGCCAACGGCAGGGGUUGGCACGGACUGAUUUCACCAUCAGACUGCCGCCAAGCGGGGAGGUCUGUCUCGCGUGCCAACACACAUCAAUGGUUCAGUUGGGAUGUCGACCAUGGAACCUCAGUCUGACCAGCGUGGUCGUCCUGGCUCUCUCCAACAUGCUGUUGACUUUCCUGUUGCUGCAGUCGGAGACCUGCAUCCCGGACGAAGUGCCCAGGGAUUUGGAGUCAAACGCCGUGACCGAGUGGAACCUCGGCACACUGAUCAAACAGCAACAGCGCGAGCAACAGCAACAGUCGGACUGCGUUACACAAGAUUACCAACCGCAGCCAGCUGACGCGAACGUUUUAAGAUUGAACGUGAAGCUGGGCCGAUGGGACGCUCGUCGAAUGUACCGUACGUUCGACCACGUCCUCGUCGGUUCGAGUUUCGUCGAGCUGUCGCAGGCGUAUCGCGUUUGUUUGGCCACGCAGAGCUCGAUCGAGAAGCUUCACUCGGUGGUGCAGGCGGCCCAUCACUGGACCGGGCCGAUGUCGGUCGCUCUGUACGCGGCCGGCGACGAGGAGUUCGAGGUUCUUCAGAAGUACCUGAUCUACCUUAGGAAGUGUUACGAGCCCGUACGGGAGAGGGUGAGUUUCUCGUUGGCGGUGCCAAGGGUCAGGCCGCCGAAGAGGCAGCCGCGAGAAUUCGAGCUGCCGGAGGUGGUGGAUUGUGCCAAACCGGAGGGGACGUUGAACGAGUUGAUGAACGGUAUCUCGAACGAGCAGACCAACUGGCGGAUACGGAACGUCUACCCUCAGAAUCACAUGAGGAACUUGGCGAGGAAGAACUGCCAGUCGGAUUACGUGUUCCUCACGGACGUGGACAUCGUGCCGAGCUUCAAUUUGACCGGCGCCCUCGACGAGUUCCUGAGGACCGAUACCUGUUAUAAAUGCGCCUACGUGAUACCGACGUACGAGCUGGACUCGCGCGUCCGAUUUCCCCAGAACAAGACGGAGUUGGUCAGGCUGGCGAGGAAGGGACUGGCCAGACCUUUCCAUCAAAAGGUCUUCAUCCACAAUCAGUUCGCCACCAAUUUCACCAGAUGGAUACUAGAUACUUCACCGAAUCAUAAAAACUUCGGGAACGUAAAAACUGGCAAGGUGUACAUCAGCCACGAUGUGACGAACUUCGAAUUCCUUUACGAACCAUUCUACGUGGCGAAGGAUAUUGUCCCGGCGCACGACGAGAGAUUUAUGGGCUACGGAUAUACCAGAAACACUCAGGUGUACGAGAUGUACGUGGCCGGCUACCAAUUCAAGGUUCUCUCUCCGGUGUUCACGGGCCACUGGGGCCUGCAGACGAGGAAGACGAGGCCAGCUUGGCGCGAACGGCAAAACAGUGCCAACAGGAAGCACUUCGAGACAUUUAAGAAGGAAGUUUUCGCCCGUUACAUGCGCGAUCCGUUGAAGAUGAUGAAGAACCCACACUGACGAAAAGUUCGCCGAAGAUUUCGCUAAUUUCCAUUUGGCGAGAUCUUGAUCGCCGUCCUUUCUAUUUGUCGUGCGAGGCACUCAUCUCGGAGUCGGAAUCACUUUUACACGUCCUCGUCUCAAGGACGAUCCUGGGCUAUAAUCGUUCUACCUUAUGUGACACGGUGUGCCAUAAGGUUUAAGUAACGGGCGAAGCCGUUUCGUCGACGAUCCAAUUUGGAACGACCGACUGCUCUAUUUUUCACUGAAACCGAGACCAGAUCGUUUUCUAUAUAUUUUGUAUUUCGUAUCGUAUCGUAUCGUGAAUUUACUUCGAACGAUCAAUGAACGAUGUAUGUACCGAGGUUUUAGUGUUAAACGUUAGGAGACGAAGGUUUUCAAGCAUGAACUGUCCCGUUCGUGUAGUUUAAUUCCAUCAUGAUCCCUCUUGCACGAUUAUUUGAUGAUUGAUGAUAUUGGCAAAUAUCGACGAACCACGAGCCAUACUAUAAACUUCUCUUCUUGUAAAAUUUUGCAACUUUACAUCGAAACGGAAUAAUCGAAUGAGAUUGGCAAAUCUGUUCGAUUUAUUGCACUUCUUGGAUUUCCCUCCUGAAGUUGAGUUUCUUGUAUCAUCAGAUUUAGUUCUGGUAAUUUUGUGGAUUAGAUUUCUUUUUCACAAUUUUGAAAUUUUGCAUCACGUUGAAUGAUCGAAUGACUGAUAAUUUAUCGUUACCAAAUCUAUCUCUGCUGUGGAAGAAAUUUAUUUGUUCUGCUGAUUUGUAGAUUAGAUUUCUUUUCCACAAUUUUGAAAUUUUGCAUCAGGAAUGAUCGAAUGGCUGGUAAAUCUGUUCGAUUUAUUCCACUUUUUGGAUUUUCUUUCUAAAGUGGAAUUUCCUGUAUUAUCAAAUUUUUGGAAUUUUGCAUUACGUUGAAUAAUCGAAUAAUCGAUAAUUUAUCGUUACCAAAUCUAUCUCUGCUAUGAAAGAAAUUUAUUUGUUCUGCUGAUUUGUAGAUCAGAUUUCUUUUCCACAAUUUUGAAAUUUUGCAUCAGGAAUGAUCGAAUGGCUGGUAAAUCUGUUCGAUUUAUUCCACUUUUUGGAUUUUCUUUCUAAAGUGGAAUUUCUUGUAUUAUCAAAUUUUUGGAAUUUUACAUUACGUUGAAUAAUCGAAUAAUCGAUAAUUUAUCGUUACCAAAUCUAUCUCUGUUAUGGAAGAAAUUUAUUUGUUCUGCUGAUUUGUAGAUCAGAUUUCUUUUCCACAAUUUUGAAAUUUUGCAUCAGGAAUGAUCGAAUGGCUGGUAAAUCUGUUCGAUUUAUUCCACUUUUCGGAUUUUCUUUCUAAAGUGGAAUUUCCUGUAUUAUCAAAUUUUUGGAAUUUUGCAUUACGUUGAAUAAUCGAAUAAUCGAUAAUUUAUCGUUACCAAAUCUAUCUCUGCUAUGGAAGAAAUUUAUUUGUUCUGCUGAUUUGUAGAUCAGAUUUCUUUUCCACAAUUUUGAAAUUUUGCAUCAGGAAUGAUCGAAUGGCUGGUAAAUCUGUUCGAUUUAUUCCACUUUUCGGAUUUUCUUUCUAAAGUGGAAUUUCCUGUAUUAUCAAAUUUUUGGAAUUUUGCAUUACGUUGAAUAAUCGAAUAAUCGAUAAUUUAUCGUUACCAAAUCUAUCUCUGCUAUGGAAGAAAUUUAUUUGUUCUGCUGAUUUGUAGAUCAGAUUUCUUUUCCACAAUUUUGAAAUUUUGCAUCAGGAAUGAUCGAAU